AUGUUACUUUCAAAGUAUUCAUCAUCAAGACAAAUUUAUUCCAAAAUAAUUGAACGAACAAUUCUAACUCGUUCAGCGUCUUCUACAACGAAAACGACGAAUCAAAAACAAUAUGCAACACCAUUAUCAUUAGAUCCAGAUUUUCGUGCACCACCUGAUGAUGAAUUACCACGUGCUAAAGAACCCGAAAUGAAAGGAAUAACAUUUAAUAUUCGUGACUUUUAUAAAAAUUAUUUUCCCAAUGAUCCAGUUGAAGCACGUUUACCAACACCAUGGCAUAUGGAUAUCUAUUAUCGUAAACAAUAUUAUUUAAUUGGUGCUUUACUUGGUGUUUUGUUUGGUAUAUUUGUUUCAUAUCGACGUAUACGAGUUGAUCGUGCACGUAAACGUGAUUGGGAAAAACAUCAUGGUGAUCCAAUAAGUUAUUAUGAUACUGUAGGUCCAAUUAAUCCAAGUGUUACAAGAAAAGUUUGGGAUGAUCAUCCUAAUUUACCACGACCACAAGGCUGGGUAUCGAAACAUCAUCCAGAACAAGAACUACAUUAG
Messenger RNA from Adineta steineri, 546 nucleotides. The record is from the annotation of a GenBank genome assembly. NCBI's taxonomy places the organism in Eukaryota, Metazoa, Rotifera, Eurotatoria, Adinetida, Adinetidae.